Anopheles maculipalpis is the source of this 1788-nucleotide messenger RNA. RefSeq lists its product as uncharacterized. Bases 1 to 1788 code for a protein of 595 amino acids. The record is from RefSeq and is a predicted model, not a curated record. Gene Ontology annotation, molecular function: serine-type endopeptidase inhibitor activity. NCBI's taxonomy places the organism in Eukaryota, Metazoa, Arthropoda, Insecta, Diptera, Culicidae. The transcript is spliced from 4 exons.
AUGGGGCAGUACAAAAAAUCCAUUAGUGCUGCGAUCGUGAUCGCGGUGGUUGCGAUCUUGUGUCAAAAAUCAACGGUUAAAGCUCAGUUCUAUAGUUUAAGCUUUGGGACGGAUGAAAGCUACAAUACGGCGCCGGUACAAAAGGCGGCUCCUGCUGGACCCGCGCAGCAGCAGGAGUUCCGUCAAAAGGUGACCCCACUCGAGGCGAUGAUCGACAAAACCAAUCAUCUCGGGUUUCGUGUGCUUCAUCAGCAUUCGAAAGGGAAUAGGAACAAUAUUGCGUUUUCGCCCUGCGCCCUAGCAAGUAUUUUGGUGGCUCUUUAUGAAGGAUCGGCAGGGCAGAGUGCGGCGGAAUUGCACGAACAGCUGGUCGUGCCAUACGAUAAGGAUGUGUUGCGUGUCGGAUACAGGGAUAUCCAUCGCAGACUGCGAAGCUAUUUCUACCAAAGGGAAAAUUUGUUGAAUGGGCUUAGCUUGAGUAGUGAAAAUAUUACGAUAAGGCCCGAGUAUGAAUCGGUUCUUAAAUUUUAUGGAUACGAUUUGGAAAACAUUCCCGAAAUGCGAAUGUCAACCACUACAACCACAAUGCCCUCAACCACAUCCGAAAUGGAACUGGAAGAAACGACAUCCGAUGCAACUACUGUGAUGGGAAAUUCUACCGAAUCGAUGGAUUCUUCCACAACCAUCCCCGAUGAAUCAACGAAGGAGAGUGCUGAGGAAGAUGUACCAACAACUACGGAAGCAUCUCCGAGCACAGAAGAAAGUGUUGAGCCAGAUAUCAGCACCACCAUCCCAACAGAAACAACAGAGGAAUCUACAACAGAAGCAGAAACAACGGAAGAAACUUCUGAACAACCCACAACCGUGGAAGGCGACGAACCUACCGAAGAAACGGGCGGUGGUGAAAAGCGCCGUAGAAACCUUCGCAAACGUGGACAACGUUUGGUCCAUCGACGCAAUCCCAACUCACCCCAACGAAGACGAUCGCUCCGCCUAAAGCGACAACCGGAAGAAAUCGACAUCAUAGGUCAUCAACGGUUUUUGCAAAACUUUUUGCUACAAGACGUAACGACCAGUGCACCACCAAUUCUGGCUACGGCUGGGUUUCUAUCGCCCGGAGCAGCUGACAACACGGUACGCAAGAAUCCAUUCCUUCAGCAACCGGAUGCGUACCGCUUGCUGGACGAUACGAUCGAGCACAACUUUUAUCUGACUGAAACUGAUAUCGUGAAGGUACCGUACAAGGUGUACAACACGAUCCUAAAGUAUGCGUACAUUGAACGACUCCAGUCGACCGUUAUCGAGCUGGAGCUGGAUUCGGACGAUUACAAGCUACUCAUCAUACUGCCGGACUACGAGUUUGGGCUGAGCAAUGUGAUGAAGUUGCUGCAGAUCGGUGAAAAUGUACCGAGCCUUCGGGAGGUGACGGAUCAGAUGAGCCCGACCUGGGUGAAAACGAUCGUGCCGAAGUUUAAUCUCAAAGGAAACAUCAUACUGACGAGUGAUCUGCAAAACUUGGGUGUUAACGAUAUCUUUGAACCGUCCCGGGCUGACUUCUCCCUCAUGACGGAAGAUCCCACCGUAUACGCGAAGCACAUCGAACAAUCGAUCAACGUGAACAUUCGCACACAUUCGCUGCAGCAGCUAAAGCGAUUUACUUCACUCUACAAGAACCCGGUCGAGCUUGCCGUCAACUAUCCAUUCCUUUUCUGCAUCCUAGACAACGAGCUAGAUCUGGCACUAAUGGUCGGCCGGAUACUUAAUCCACUGAACGCACGUAUACACUAA